Molecule: messenger RNA, 4733 nt
Organism: Nanorana parkeri
Lineage: Eukaryota; Metazoa; Chordata; Amphibia; Anura; Dicroglossidae
Gene: FAM193A
Product: family with sequence similarity 193 member A
Exons: 20
Coding region: 95-4201 (1368 amino acids)
Source: RefSeq, a predicted model, not a curated record
UAGAAGCGAACGCAAGGACCUUGCACUCUCUGAGUGCGGCACAAAAAACUCAAGCAAACUAGCACUUUCUACAUCUCCGAAAGCCAAUGCCAAGAUGCACCUUCCCUUGUGGGUGUGCUCAGACUGCCGAAGGACAGUAGAGAGCGAGGAUAUCCACCCCACCCCAGACCAAUCUUUAGUGAGUCAAGAUUUCCUUUUGCACAUGCCCCCUGGGAACAGCGGUUCAAAGCAGGAGUCUGUUGGCGGAGGGAGGAUGCUCGUGGGAGCUCAGACAGUUGCAUCCACUGUAGCACUCAACAAUACGGCACCUGCUGAUAUAGCAUGUAGUUGUGAAGCAUGUAAUGAGCGCAGGGAGAUUUCAGCAGAGUCUGAAAGGGAAACCCAGCAGCUUCAGAAUUAUUGGUCAGAUGUCCGGUACAUGAUCCGCUGCAUAUAUCGCCAAGCUGGGACGCCGCUGGCAGAUGACCAGGACCAGUCACUAGUGCCAGAGAAAGAUGGAAUGAAGGAUUUGGUGGAUAGGUUGUGUGAAAGAGACCCUUAUCAGCUAUAUCAACGCUUAGAGCAGCAAGCACGGGAGUAUGUCCUGGAAAUGAAAGUCCGUCUGCUCAAGCACUUGUCUCUAGGCUUCAAGGUGACCCCCAGCAUUCAGGGGCCUCCCCAAGCCCAUCAGUUUAUCUCCCUUCUCCUAGAAGAAUACAGUGCCCUUUGUCAGGCAGCAUGCACCAUCGGCACCUUUCUCGUCACUUUGGAAAACGAACAUUUGAAGAAGUUUCAAGUGACGUGGGAAUUGCACAACAAGCAUCUGUUUGAAAAUUUAGUAUUUUCUGAUCCGUUACUCCAAAAUAGUUUACCGACACUAGUUUCACAGUUGAGGCUUGGAACAGCAUCACAUGACUCGUACAGUGAAGAUAUGUAUAGUACCUUACUACAAAGGUACCUUCAGCUGGAACAAGAAAUGGGUCAAAUUGCUGAAGAGUGGCUGGAGUGUCAGAAAAGAAUUGAUAACUAUGUAGAUGAACAGAUGGCUUUGAAAACCAAACACAGAAUGCUUAAAGAAGAUUGGGAAUUCUAUAGACAAAGGCUGUUUAUUGAAGAACAAUUAAACAACAAGAAAGCAUUGAGUGGCGAGAACAACUUUGCUGAUAAAAUGAGGCACAUGUUAUCUACCAGAAUGUGUAUGUCUGACUGUCCAAACUGUAAUUACCGGAGAAGGUGUACCUGUGAUGACUGCAGCCUCUCGCACAUCCUAACGUGUGGCAUUAUGGAUACACCUAUCUCGGAUGAUAUCCAUUUAAACCCGUUACCACCACUACAAGUAGACUCCACUCCAGACUACCUGUCAGAGAUCCAUCCUCCCAGCAUAUCCUCUGCUAGUUCAGGGUCCGGGCCCAGCUCUCCCAUCACUAUCCAGCAGCACCCCAGGCUGAUUCUUGCAGACAAUGGCUCUGCACCCACAUUUGGUAGUGAUGAUGAAGAUGGUACCCCUUUAUCAGCAAAAUUUGCUCAUAUUUAUCCCUUGAACAACUAUGAUGAUGCAGAGGUAGUCGCCAACAUGAAUGGAAUUCACAGCGAACUCAACGGUGGCGGGGAGAAUAUGGCACUGAAAGACGAGUCCCCUUCAGUGAGCAGUACAAGCAGUAGCUCCUCGGAGGCGGAUGAUGAGGAGGCAGAUGGAGAGAGUGGUGGCGAGCAGCCUGAUGUGCCCAAGGAUGAAAUUCAUGUUGGGAAGAGGUCGCCUAGGAAAGAUGGUGUAAAAAUGGACAGCCCUCCUCCGUCUUACCUCAGCCCACAGGUAGAACCAAUUCCAAAUUCCUGUGAGUGCCAUGUGUGUAAGCAGGAAGCCUCAGGCCUGUCUCCAUCUGCACUGGUGGCAGGACGUCUCCCAACAGGACAUCAGUUCAUUAAUUCCGAUAAACCAGCACAUCCAGCACUUCACCUUUAUCCCCACAUUCACGGACAUUUACCCUUGCAUUCUAUCCCCCACCUGCCCCGACCCCUUAUUCACCCCACGCUGUAUGCAGCCUCUCCGUUUGCACAUAGUAAGGCCUUGCCUCCUACACAGAACCACACUAACAAGCAUCAGGUAUUCAAUGCAUCUUUACAAGAUCACAUGUACCCGAGCUGUUUUGGCAAUUCUCCUGAAUGGAGCCGGUCUAAGUUUAUAAGUCUUUGGGGGUCAGAAAUGAUGAAUGACAAGAACUGGACAACAUUUUUUUUCUUUUUUAACCUUUUUUUAGGGGGUGAUAUUUUAGGGCCCGCACUCCCUGAAAUCAGGCCUGAAGCACUUCCUACAACGUCUAGUAGCGAUACAACACCGGUUCCAGAUGUAAAGGAGAAAAAAAACACUGCCAAGAAGAAAUGUCUUUAUAAUUUUCAGGAUGCCUUUAUAGAAGCAAAUAAAGUUGUCAUGGCAACUUCAUCCGCAACCUCAUCCGUUUCUUGCACAGCCACCACAGUCCAGUCCAGUAGCAACCAGUUCAAAGUAUCAUCCAAGAGGCCUUCUUCAAUAGGUGAUGUAUUUCACAAUAUUAAGGAGGACCAUAGGCAUCCUUCUGCACCAGUUGCACCAAGAAAUAGUCCAAGUUUAUCAGCACUUCCUUCCCUGUCUCCUUCUACACACUCGUCUGCCUCCACUCCGCACCUUCCCAGUAUAAAUCCUCAACCUUUCCCUAAGACAGCUGCCACUGCACCUGGGUUUGUCGACCCUCAUCUAGGUUUCUGUCCUUCUACUGCUGCUCCUCCGACCUCAACCACAGACAGCACGCUCAGUGCCCCUCCUAGUGUCUGCAGUGACCCGGACUGUGAGGGUCAUCGGUGCGAGAACAAUGGUGCAUAUGACCACCAGCAGUAUGAUGGUGAAGAGAGCCAGGAUGAGGACAGCUGUUCAGAACACAGCUCCAGCACAUCCACCUCCACCAAUCAGAAAGAGGGCAAAUACUGUGACUGCUGCUACUGCGAGUUCUUUGGACAUGGAGGGCCCCCAUCAGCACCAACUAGUAGGAACUACACAGAAAUGAGGGAGAAGCUUCGGCUCAGGCUGACCAAGAGGAAAGAGGAGCAGCCCAAAAAGCCUGACCAGAUCUCAGAAAGGGAAACCGGUGUUAUUGAUCAUCGGAAAGUAGAAGACCUAGUGCAGUUCAUCAAUAGCUCUGAGGCCAAGCCAGUGAGCAGCUCCCGGGCAGCUAAACGCCAAAGGCAUAAGCAGAGGAAGCUGGAAGAAAAGGCGCGGCAAGAAGCUGAAGCCAGGGAACAGGAAGAAUUACAACUUCUUGAAGAGCAAAGGCAGCGUGAGGACGAGGAAAGGUUCAAACAUGAAUUUCACCGACACCAGGAGUGUCAGGCCCUGAAGAAAAAGAAAAAAGAUCGCUCUCAUAGGGACUCUCAUAAGGCAGAUCAGCUAACACUAAUCUCUGUCCCCACCAAGGAACUUAGUUCUGAGACACUUCCCAAUGGCACCUUGGAGCAGGAUACAGUGUGUAUUCCACUCCCUGGCAGGCAGACUCAAAAAACUGAGCCCAGUCAGUUACCAGAGGCAGUGAUCGAGCUACCAAAUCAUGCUAUUGGUAGAGACUCAAAACCAUGUGUUGCUAAAGAGCUGAAAGCAAAGCAGGAAGAGCAGCUCUCUCUUCUUUUGGAUUUGGUCCAUCACAAGGAAAACCAUGUCAAACAGAAGCAGCCUAAAUCACAACUUCCAAAACUCAGUCCGGAACAGGUGAAGAAAUCGGACAUGCCCAAACUCCCCGAAGUCUCACCAAAACUGAAAAUCCAAAACGAAACCAAAGCCCGAGUGCCUGAAGUUGCACCUGUGGUUGAGCAGAAAAGGGAAGAGAAAAAAGGCAGCAACGGUAUCCAUAAGAAACAGUUUAAUCACGUAAAGGAGGAGAAGCCAAUGGCAGUUAAUGAGUCCCCGAUAAUCAGCGAGCAGCAGAACAGCAAGACCCAGACCACUGCGGAGUCCCCACAGCCUAAGGGCAAGAGCAAAAGGAAUAAGAAAAAGAAAGGAGACAAAGUCAAUAACUCAAUUGAUGACGUAUUUCUUCCAAAAGACAUUGACCUCGAUAGCGUGGACAUGGAUGAAACUGAAAGAGAAGUGGAAUAUUUUAAAAGGUUCUGCUUGGACUCUGCCCGGCAAACUAGACAAAGACUGUCAAUCAACUGGUCCAACUUCAGCCUGAAGAAGACCACCUAUGCUGCACACUGAACCCAGAACCAUUAAGGAUGGGGACUCACCCUGCAGGAACCAAUCCCACUGAAUUACGCCCUGCUGUUCUGAGCGCUUUUUCAGGCCUUGAGCCAGUACUGCCUUGCCUUGUCCCCAGUGCUGUGUGGAUCUGCACUGAACCCCCUUGGCCUAAUGAGUCUUGCUGAUCUGAAGAAAACAAAACAAAAAACUGAAUAUGCCACUUUCUACCUGAAUUUGUUAGCUUGUGUGCUUGUAGUCUGUGAGUAAGACUUUGGUUGUAGCAAUAUGCUCUCCUCUUUAAUUGCCUUGACCUCGGAUUUGAGAAUGGUUCCUUGGGUUGGGUAGAGGCAUAAAACAAAAGCUAGUUGCAUCCUCCACGAUGGUCCACGUCACCUUGCAGUACGCGACGUUCUAUUACACAGACUACUGGCUAUGGGAAUGGAAUCCCUAGUGCUCCAUAAUCACUUAGUCCUCCCUUCCCCAAGUGUCACGGUGGAAGAAGAUCUCAUAACAGACGAGCAUUUCUCCAAUUUACACAAUCUACUGUCAA